AUGCAGUUGAACGAAAGCGCGCCGCCAAGGCUGGUAGUAGGCAAGCCAAAUAUAAUGGACAGAGAAGGCUUCCUUCGAGAUGUUGACGAGAUUCUAGACACUAGGAUAUUUACGAACCUUGGCCCGUUCGCCGCAAAGUUGGAGGCAACAGUGUGCUCCUAUCUGAAUGUGAAGCACGCCUUUGCGGUAUCAAACGCAUCUGUGGGAUUGGCCAUGAUGCUACGAGCUUUAGAGCUUCGAGCAGGAGGGGAGGUCAUUUUGCCCGCCUACACGUUCAUCGCAACCGCGCACGCAGUCAUCGAGUGCGGCCUGAAGCCUAUUUUUUGCGACUGCGACCCUGAGUCACACCUCAUCGGGGUCAAGGAAGUUUCAGCGUGCUUCUCACCUAACACUGUCGCAGUUCUGGCGGUCAAUUUAUGGGGGCUAGCUUGUGACGUGGAAGGCCUUCGCUCGUUUGCUGAAGAGAACCACAUCAGCUUGCUAUACGACUCCGCACAUUCUUUCGGAGCACGUGCGCCCUGUGGCACGUUUCUUGGAAACUUUGGUGAGGCGGAAGUAUUCAGCAUGCACGCCACCAAACUGUUUAACAGUUUUGAAGGUGGUCUAAUCACGACUAACAGUGACUUGAUUGCUAAGAGGCUGGCUCCCAUGAGAAACUUUGGCAUCACUGGUCAGGAUCAAGUUUCGUGUUGGGGAUCAAAUUACAAACUAUCUGAAGUGCAUGCCGCUUUCGCCCUCCGUCAGCUGUGCAACAUCGAGAAACUGGUCGAUUUGUACAAGGAGAACCCACGAAGGAUGCACGCACGCGUAUGUGUGCUUUGA
Ostreococcus tauri is the source of this 822-nucleotide messenger RNA. RefSeq names its product Pyridoxal phosphate-dependent transferase, major region, subdomain 1. The transcript is spliced from 2 exons. NCBI's taxonomy places the organism in Eukaryota, Viridiplantae, Chlorophyta, Mamiellophyceae, Mamiellales, Bathycoccaceae. Gene Ontology annotation, biological process: polysaccharide biosynthetic process. The record is from RefSeq and is a predicted model, not a curated record. Bases 1 to 822 code for a protein of 273 amino acids. Gene Ontology annotation, molecular function: transaminase activity; pyridoxal phosphate binding.